Molecule: messenger RNA, 1355 nt
Organism: Ilyonectria robusta
Lineage: Eukaryota; Fungi; Ascomycota; Sordariomycetes; Hypocreales; Nectriaceae
Product: tRNA guanylyltransferase
Exons: 8
Coding region: 106-972 (288 amino acids)
Biological process (GO): tRNA modification
Molecular function (GO): magnesium ion binding; tRNA guanylyltransferase activity
Source: RefSeq, a predicted model, not a curated record
GCAAUUCUCACCUCACAUGCCCCUCUACAUCUCAAACAGCGGCACAGCGUCCCCGCGCAAACACUCAUUUUCCUCCACAAGACGGCUGCUUCCAAAUUCGCAACCAUGGCAAACUCCAAAUUCGAAUAUGUCCGUGAUUUCGAGAUUCCCGACCCACUACUGCCCAAUACCUGGAUCGUGGUCCGAGUAGAUGGGCGAGCCUUCACAAAGAUGUGCGCAAAGUACAAUUUCGAGAAGCCAAAUGACCGUCGGGCCUUGGAUCUCAUGAACACAGCCGCCAGAGCCGUUGUAGCUGACCUGCCCGACAUCACCAUUGCAUACGGUGUCAGUGACGAAUACAGCUUCGUUUUCCACAAGUCUUGUACCCUGUUCGAGAGGAGGGACAGCAAGCUCGUCAGCACAGUUGUUUCUACCUUCACCUCCAACUACGUCUACUCAUGGUCGACUCAUUUCCCCGACACUCCCCUUUCGUUUCCACUUCCCACUUUCGAUGGUCGAGCGGUGUGUUACCCUAGCGUCCAGAAUCUGCGUGACUACUUGAGCUGGCGACAAGUAGACUGCCACAUCAACAACCUUUACAACACGACAUUUUGGACGCUGAUUCAGCUUGGAGGACUUGAUAACAAAGAGGCCGAGAAAACUCUCGCUGGCACCGUGGCUGCGGACAAGAACGAGAUUCUAUUUUCGCGAUUCUCGAUCAACUAUAACAACGAGCCUGAGAUUUUCAAGAAAGGAAGUGUCAUAUUCCGCGACUACGAGCUCGUGGAUCCCGGCAGUAACAAUGUUGCACAAACCAUCGAUUCAGUAGCGGAGCCGAUUACGCAGUCAAAGACUCAAAGGGAGAACGACAAGAAGCGUAGAGCCAAGGCACGGAUUCUUGUGGAGCACAUGGACAUCAUCAAGGAUGACUUCUGGGACAGGAGGCCGUGGAUUCUCUCCAACAAGCCUGGCAAGAUUCCAAAAGAAACAUAAAUCAUAGGCUGAAGCUGAAAGAUUCACACCGGGUCUCUAGUGGAGGAUGCACUGCGGCUAGAUUCCCCAUCAGCUGCUUUUUUUUCCUUCUGCCGGAAUCCUGUCUAACCUUUUCGCCCUUCAGCUAUUCUAGCCUCUAUAUCUACACUGAUAAAUCCCACGAUCCGACCUCCAGAACACCCCAAGAUCUCCAACACCCAUGAUAAACCUCACCUGAACCCGCCCUCUCGCCCUAGCUGACUAGCAUCCGUACCAGCUCCACGCAGCGCAAGGGCUCCUGGAACCAGGGCUUUGCCUGUUUCCUUGAUAAACCCCUGGCUCUUUUGUUAUUGCUGUUUCGACGUCUUUAGUUAAACCCAGCAGUAUGGUCUUCUCUAUCCAAG